Messenger RNA from Cladocopium goreaui, 517 nucleotides. Lineage: Eukaryota; Dinophyceae; Suessiales; Symbiodiniaceae. The record is from the annotation of a GenBank genome assembly.
GGUUCACAAUUGCUCGAGGAUGUAGCAGGAAGAGAUGCGUCUCUUGAGUUUGAGGAUGCAUUGCAUUCAGAUGCAGCUCGCAAAGAAGAGAAGUUGGAACUCAAAGGAUUCCUUGAAGGAUCAGAAGAGCAGGUCCAAAAGUUUCGCGAAUCUGGCUGGGACGAAGGGCAAGGAAUUCCUGACCCAGAGGCGCUUCUGAGCAAGAACGGCGUGAACUUUGCUUCAGCAGCUCCUAUUUUGCUGGUUGGCGCAAUUGCUGCCGCAGCUGCGGCGUGGUUUAUUGCUUCGAGGAAGAAGUGAGCUGAAAAAAUUGGCUGGUUGAAUCUGGUUGAGAAGUGAGAUCUCACAUCUUUGUAGAGGUUGAGUCUGUUGGUCUCAGCGAAUGUGCUUUGUGACCCAGGCCCCACGACUAUUGACGUGCUACUGUGUGGCUAAGCCCAGUGGCCAUGUACAGGGCCCUGUCACAGAGUCUUCAAAAACCCACUCCGUGCGAUGUUCAGCCUGCAGGACAGACAAA